This is a messenger RNA of Fraxinus pennsylvanica, 1170 nucleotides long. The record is from the annotation of a GenBank genome assembly. NCBI's taxonomy places the organism in Eukaryota, Viridiplantae, Streptophyta, Magnoliopsida, Lamiales, Oleaceae.
AUGGUAACGGUCGAGGAUGUUCGUCGUGCUCAACGGGCAGAAGGGCCAGCCACAAUCAUGGCCAUUGGCACUGCAACACCACCAAAUUGCAUCGACCAGAGCUCGUACCCAGAUUACUAUUUUCGGAUCACUAAUAGUGAACACAUGACUGAUCUUAAAGAAAAAUUCAAGCGCAUGUGUGAUAAAUCCAUGAUCAAGAAACGUUACAUGUACUUGACUGAAGAAAUCUUGAAGGAGAAUCCAAACAUGUGUGCAUAUAUGGCUCCAUCCCUUGAUGCUAGGCAGGAUAUUGUGGUAGUGGAAGUCCCUAAACUAGGCAAAGAAGCUGCCCAGAAGGCAAUAAAGGAAUGGGGUCAGCCCAAAUCGAAAAUAACUCACCUCGUCUUCUGCACCACGAGUGGGGUCGACAUGCCUGGUGCGGACUACCAGCUGACCAAACUCCUCGGGCUCCGUCCUUCUGUCAAACGCUUCAUGAUGUACCAACAAGGUUGCUUUGCUGGUGGCACGGUCUUGCGCAUGGCCAAGGACCUGGCGGAGAACAACAAAGGAGCUCGUGUUCUCGUGGUUUGCUCGGAGAUCACUGCUGUCACGUUCCGCGGCCCAAGUGACACACACUUGGACAGCCUUGUGGGUCAGGCCCUAUUCGGGGAUGGCGCGGCUGCUGUUAUAGUCGGUUCAGACCCGGUGGUCGGGGUUGAGCGACCCCUUUUUCAGAUGGUUUCAGCUGCUCAAACUAUGCUUCCAGAUAGUGAUGGUGCAAUUGAUGGACAUUUACGUGAAGUGGGACUAACAUUUCAUCUCCUAAAAGAUGUUCCGGGCCUGAUAUCGAAGAACAUUGAGAAAAGUCUAAAAGAGGCAUUUGAUCCUCUAGGCAUAUCUGAUUGGAACUCAAUUUUUUGGAUUGCACAUCCUGGUGGGCCUGCAAUUUUAGAUCAGGUUGAGUCAAAAUUGGGCUUGAAGCCCGAAAAACUUCGCUCGACUAGGCACGUCUUAAGUGAGUACGGGAACAUGUCGAGUGCCUGUGUUUUGUUUAUCCUCGAUGAAAUGAGGAAGUCCUCAACCAAGGACGGGCUGUGCACAACCGGUGAAGGGCUUGAUUGGGGAGUACUAUUCGGGUUCGGGCCGGGCCUCACAGUUGAGACUGUGGUGCUGCAUAGUUUGCCAGUUUGA